UCCUCGACCUGCUGCACUCACUCGUUAACUGCUGCCCGCAUAUACUGAAGCUGUCAAUCAUUCGUGCGCUGGCAUAUGCCGCCGUGCAACUACAUUUCUCUCAUCUAUCCAGUUACAAGCCAAUCGUUCGCAUCGUCCCAAUCGCAGCACUGAAUCUCUCCGAAGGUGUGCAUUCUUGGGUGCACAUUCCAAAGCUGACACUCGGUCGACCUUGCAUCGCCAUUGUUAGUCAAUCUGGGUCACUUGUAUAAUGUCAUCUGAGACGGUGUCUCCGUUGCGCAUCAGUAAAACAACACCGAUGUCUUCACCUAGCAAAUCCAGUGGGCAGCGACCGCUCUCUGAGAUUGGUUCUACAUCUCAAAGAAGGAACUCUCCAAGCUUCAAUCAAGCUACGAAGAAGAUGAUGUUUACCAACGCUGAGUCUUCUCCGUACGACCCUACAGCCAUUACUAGCUCCACUCGGUUGUUUUGGAAAGAGCGAGACCCAGCUUCUCCCAGUGGGCGCUUCAACGCCGAGAACUCGUUCUCUUUCGAUCGCGAGUCUUCGCCGUCACCGAAACGCAGUUCCAUCGAGAACCUCAAGAAAGCCUCUCGGGUAAAGAACAGCAGUAUGUUUGCGCGUGAACAAAAGACGGAAUACGAUCCGACUGCGAUUCCCCAGGUCGAGCGCCCCCUGGCUGCGGGUCGCCCUCUGAGUACACAAGUUCAUGGCAAUGCAUAUGGUGGGCGUGGCCUUGAAGGCUUUCGUGAAGGAAACAGUGAUAUCAAGGGACACCAAAGAGGCAACUCACAAAGCCGAAUUCCAAUGUUAAGCCCUACAAAGUCUCCUGGCAGACUUCCGAUGGCUGAAUAUACAACGUCUUCUUCACCACCACCAAAAGAGAGACAAUCCCCCGUCAAAUCUUCUCUAAGCAAUGGCAGGCCUAGUGCUGUAGCUAAGGCAUAUGACAUAGAGGGGUCGAUCUGGUCGGAAGACGAUGAUACCGCGAAGAUCAGUCCCGCCAGGGCUUUACGGCGGCAUGCCAAAAGUGUUACCUUCGAGCAAGCACCUCCACAGAUCAAUGAGUAUGAAAUGAUUACUCCAGAGCCAUCCUCGGUCGCAUCAGGAUCGCGAGAAGGAAGCUACGAUUCUUUUGGAGAGUACGACGAGGAUGACAGCUUCGAGCAGGCUGGAUCCAUCAUGAAUGAAGACAGUUUCGAUGCAUCUCUGGAAGACACAGAUAAGACACCCGUAGUUUUGCCCGAAGAUUGGCGCCAUAUGAGCCCAGAUGCAGCAAAUACCUCGCUUGCAGAUACUUUCGAGGAUCCCUUCGAGGGCAGGGAUCUUAGCCCAAUGCCGUCCGCACAGCCCAAUGGCACAUCAUCAACACCAAAUCGGAAUGGCUCAGGCAACUCGGAAGGAUCCCGUCCCUUGCCUGCUCUGCCCAAAUCAGUGAGAGAAUCUAUUGGGCGCGGGAGACGCGAAUCCGCAAUUGGCCUUCCAGAGUCUGCCGACAGCUCACAACGAUCACUGCCAUCUCCUCCGAGAGCCUCUGUUACUAAAGCGGAGAUUUUGGGUAUGCGUGACAAUGCGCUAUCUCUUGAAGAGCGAUUCAGACUCAUGGAUGUCCAAAACUCCCCAGAUCAAAACAACUCCAGGUUGUCAUAUGGAAGCCAGUCCCCACAAAAGACACCAAAGGCGAAGAAGCAAUCCGACAUUGUGAUUCACGAAGAUUCAAUCUUAGGGGAUAUUCCUGAUCUCGGAAACUUCCAAGCCCCCAAGAUCUCCAGAGAGUCAAUCUUGCGCAAAGUCAAAAGCCAGAAGUUUGAGCAUCCAGAAGAAGAAUAUGACGAUGAUCACGAAAGAAGUUAUGGAGACCUCGCGGAUCUUGAUCCAGACGUUCCAAUUCCAUCUAGAGAGGCGUCUUCGAAUUUCGAUGAAUACGUAGGCGAUUUCCAGGUCAAGACUGAGCAGGAAGACAUUAGUCACUACUCGAUUCCUGAUAUGUAUAGCCCCGAGCGCGACCUUUCUCGCUUGGAUGAUUAUGAUAUGGAUGAGUCCGUGAUUCGACAUGACGUCGAAGGUAGCUCAUUGAAUGAAGAGGAUGAAGGAAGCGUGUACUCGUCUCAAUCAAACGCAGUAUCCACCCAAAAGCCUGCUUCAGACAGCACAUCUGAAGACGAGGGACCUCCAACACCAAAGCCUGGAAUGCUGGGUUCUCCAAAGUCAGACGGAACAGACCGCUCAAAAAUAACGGGUCUGCCAGACUUUAGUGCAUUUUCUAACACUGACUUCGAUGUUCAAUUGCGCGGGUUAAUGAAAGGUUCGCCCAAUCCACACAAAGUUUCGAUUACAGAUCCACCGAAGCUCGAGGCGGCCCGUCAAUUCCUGCAGCGGUCGAUCACGCCUGAAGAUGGCCAAGUAGGUGUGGAUUCGAUCACAAUCGAGGAGCGAUCCGCUACACCGGAUUCUGUCAUACAUCACGAUUUAGAUAUCGAGCCAGCCGAGCGUGUAUCCCCCGUCAUUCCAGAGCCUGAAGCUACUAUUAAGGCAUCGGGAGGAACGCUCAAAAUACGUCCGUCUCUGACUCCAGCCGAUGCCGCUGCUAUGGCCGCAACACGACGUCAGGUCAGCGGUGAGGUACCUCCUCCAAUUCCCGAUCGAAGUCCGAGGAGAUCACUAGGACCUGCAGAGAUGAGUGAAGAGUUGAAUGCGCCAGAUGAGAAUGGACUGAGUCGAAUUGAAAGCCUGAGGAAGAUGAAAUUGGAUCUCUCCAUCCAUGACACUUCGGAAGAUCUAAGCUUCGAUAUGGACAAAGAGUUCGACCGAGUUGUUGAAGCACAGAAGGUACAUAAACUAUUUCCUUUACCGUCUUACGCCACUUUCCCAACAACCACAGAAUGUGUGUCUGGCGGCAAGCAUGUUUGCGGACGCCCAUUUGGCUUUGAGCAUUCAGGAACUAACGUAUACACCCGCAAACAGAAAGGAUAUGUGACGAGAGAAAACGCAAAGCUUGUCGUCGCCAACAACCGCGAUGUCAGCAACGAGACCAAAGUCCUGCUGACCUCAGGUUCAAAGUCUGCGGGAAGCAGCCCAAGAAAAGCAAGCCACGAGCGUGCAAAGACUUGGACCACAGAGCCAUGGAAUGGAAAGGUUAGACGCAAGAGCAUCCGUUCGACUUCUGGAAGCCAGAAUCGGUCCACGGCUGGUCCUGCACCCCCCUUGCCAGGCCAAGAGAGUGCGGUAAAUGCUGGUCUUGACACCCUUAUGGAAAAUCAAGCCUCCUUGGACGCAUUCGAAGAUGAACAGGAGCGUGGUCGUCUUUUCGUCAAGGUGGUGGGAGUCAAGGAUCUUAAUCUACCUUUACCUCGAAAGGAGAAGACUUGGUUCCAACUAACGCUCGAUAAUGGCCUCCAUUGCGUCACCACAUCCUGGCUAGAACUGAGUCGGAAUGCACCUAUAGGACAAGAAUUUGAACUUACUGUGCAAGAUGACUUGGAAUUCAACCUAGCGCUGCAAACAAAGCUCCAAGCGCCACCGAAGCCCGCUGGUACUGUAUCGCCAACUAAAACUCAUGUGCACAAGAAAACAGCCUCCUUGAGCAGAUUUCUUGCAUCACCCAAGAAGCGAAAGGAGAUGGAGCGCAAGCAACAAGAGGAGAGUGAUCGAGCUGCGCAGGAAGCCCAAGCAGCAAGACGCAACCAAGAGCCGACCGCUUGGGAUCUUCUCCACGAUCGUGUUUGUGCAGACGGUACUUUCGGCAGGUCGUAUGUGUCGCUGAAGAAUCAUGAACGGCAAGCAUAUGGACGUCCGACAAUGGUCGACAUCCCUUGCUUCAACGAGUGGACUGUUGAAGAUGCUGUGGCCGCUAGCAGUGCCAGGAGUAAGCAUGGUGGUGUUGUCACCAGACCUCCAUACAGGAUUGGCAAACUUACUCUUCAACUAUUGUUUGUGCCUAGACCAAAGAAGGCUACAGAUGACGACAUGCCAAAGUCCAUGAACGCAUGUAUUCGUGAGCUCCAAGAAGCUGAACAGCUCAAAGACCGUUCGUAUGAGGGUCACCUAAGUCAGCAAGGCGGUGAUUGUCCGUACUGGCGUCGGCGAUUCUUCAAGCUUCAUGGGUCAAAGCUCACGGCGUACCAUGAAUCCACCAGGCAGCCCCGGGCAACUAUCAACCUUGCCAAGGCAACAAAACUCGUUGAUGACCGAUCGAAGUUGACACAGCCUACCGAGACCAAGUCUGGCGGUCGUCGCAAGUCUGCAUUCAGCGAGGAGGAAGAAGGAUAUAUGUUCGUAGAGGAGGGGUUCCGUAUCCGGUUUGCAAAUGGGGAGACUAUCGACUUCUACGCCGAUAGCGCCGAGCAAAAGGAAGGCUGGAUGAAGAUUCUCCACGAUACCGUCGGCAAGGAAUCCGCGGGUAGGUCCCGAGCGUGGACCGAACUCGUGCUCGAAAAGGAGCGAAAGGAACGCGAGAAGCAUACAUUCCAGGGUGUGCCUCACGGCCCUGCAGCGCAGAUGCAAAAGGCUCAGGCCAUCAAGGAGGCAGCUCAGGAGCGAGAGAUGCGUCGUCCAAGCUCGGCUGGCAAGGCUAUGCCGGCAUCAAAGACAGCCCCAAACAGCCCUCAAAAGGCUGCACGCGAAUGUGGCCAGAACCUUCGUGAUAAGGGCGACCUUCCGCCACCGCCUGUUGAGAAGGACCACAAACCUCACCCGACGACAGGCACUCCGAGAGCACGAACCAAUCUGGACCGGAGAGGACAAGUGAAGUCGAUGAUGUUUUAGACGAUACAACAUCACAUCACGACUCUUGAUAGCAAACGACAGAGUAUAGGUUCACGAUGGCGCGCGAUUUUUACCUUGGCUUUUUUCCACAACAAAAUUCAUUCCCUUUGUCCUACCUACCUUUCGGCGAUUGCACAUAUUGCUUUCAAACACCAUGGACUAAGCAUACUUUCAAUGUCUCUUCCGAUCGCUGUGCGUGGAUAGACGAAUGAGUGGCUUCUAACCAUUUUUGGCUGUAUACUGGCGUAUCGGGCGUGGAGGGGGGUCUCUUUCGGUGUUGUAUUGUUUUUUUCGGUCAUGGAUUAUGAAGGGUGCUGGGUGCGGGUGUGGGUGUGGACGUGUGCGAGCGAGGUGU
Messenger RNA from Pseudovirgaria hyperparasitica, 5117 nucleotides. Its product is annotated as DUF1709-domain-containing protein. Bases 251 to 4762 code for a protein of 1503 amino acids. Lineage: Eukaryota; Fungi; Ascomycota; Dothideomycetes; Acrospermales; Acrospermaceae. The transcript is spliced from 5 exons. Gene Ontology annotation, molecular function: GTP binding. The record is from RefSeq and is a predicted model, not a curated record.